Molecule: messenger RNA, 837 nt
Organism: Castor canadensis (American beaver)
Lineage: Eukaryota; Metazoa; Chordata; Mammalia; Rodentia; Castoridae
Source: RefSeq, a predicted model, not a curated record
AUGACCUUAGUUGAACAUAAACUCAAGCUGCUUUCUUCCUUUGCUGAUUUUUGUCAUGAGAUUGAAGAGUGUGAGGCGAAUGCUAUGAACCUACCUCCUGACAAAGCCAGGUUGCUGCGGCAGUAUGACAAUGAGAAAAAAUGGGAACUGAUUUGUGAUCAGGAACGAUUCCAGGUGAAGAAUCCUCCCCAUACAUACAUCCAGAAGCUCAAAGGCUAUCUGGAUCCAGCUGUAACUAGGAAGAAAUUCAGGAGGCGUGUUCAAGAAUCUACACAAGUGUUAAGAGAACUGGAAAUUUCUUUAAGGACCAACCACAUCGGAUGGGUCAGAGAAUUUUUGAAUGAAGAGAACAAAGGCCUUGAUGUUCUAGUGGAGUAUCUGUCAUUUGCGCAGUACGCAGUAACUUUCGACUUCGAAAGUGUGGAAAGUACUGUGGAGAGUUCGGUGGAGAAAGCAAAGCCCUGGAGCAGGUCCAUUGAGGAUCUGCACAGAGGGAGCAACUUGCCCUCCCCUGCGGGCAACAGUGUGUCCCGCUCUGGACGACACUCAGCACUGCGCUAUAAUACUUUGCCAAGCAGAAGAACCUUGAAAAAUUCAAGAUUAGUGAGUAAGAAAGAUGAUGUUCACGUCUGCAUCAUGUGUUUACGAGCCAUCAUGAAUUAUCAGUAUGGUUUCAACAUGGUCAUGUCUCAUCCACACGCUGUCAAUGAGAUUGCAUUAAGCCUGAACAACAAGAACCCCAGAACAAAAGCCCUUGUCUUAGAGCUUUUGGCAGCUGUUUGUCUUGUCAGAGGCGGGCAUGAAAUCAUUUUAUCAGCUUUUGAUAACUUCAAGGAG